AGAGAUGAUACUACUAAUACAGCUAGAUUGAUAAUUGUCAAGCUAAAGAAAGCUUUUGCUUUAGAUCUCCAAGUAAUACAAGAUCAUGUAAUUGUUUCUGCAUUAAACCAAUUUGAUGAUUUUUACAAAUCU
Molecule: messenger RNA, 132 nt
Organism: Dentiscutata heterogama
Lineage: Eukaryota; Fungi; Glomeromycota; Glomeromycetes; Diversisporales; Gigasporaceae
Source: the annotation of a GenBank genome assembly